AUGCGUUUCGAACUCUUCGCUCUUCCGGUGCUGGCUGCUAUCGCAGAGGCCGCUGCCAUCUCCAGCAAGCCCAGCAGUGUUUGCACAACCUGCCCCGUCACCAUCCAAAACACAGACUCCGCCAUUGCAUCAAUCCUCUCUCAAAUGGCUGCUCAAAGCCCCAAAGCCGUCUUGACCACCACCUCAAUCACCGGCUCUCCUGUCGCUGCCACCGCAGUCGCUAAAAUGAGCACUACAGCUCCUACCUCUGCAAAGCCUACUGCUGCGUCAACGACCUCGAAGGCCAAGACUAGCACCAGCAGUAAGAAGCGUCAACGCCGUGCAGCUACUACUUCGUCCUCUGUUGCUGCUGCCACAACGAGUGCGGCAGCUUGCUCGUCCAUGCCAAACUUUGGCUACACAUACACACCCUCCAAUGCCGCACCCUCUGCUUUCCUCAAGGACUCCACUCUACGCUCGCAAUACAUGUCUGCCACCGUGCCCUCCAACUACGUCUGGCGCUUUGCCGGUUUCUACGCUUCGGUCUCUCAAGCAGGAUAUAUGUUUUAUACCGAGUUGUCUUCUUACUCGCCUACCCAAUGUGCAGCUAUUUGCGAUGCAAACACUGCAUGCAAGGGCUUCAACAUUUACUUUGAACGAGUGCCGAAAUUGACACCUGGAGAUGGAUGCACGAACCCUGCUCCCCAGGUGGAUGUCAAGUGUGCUUUUUACAGCACAGCGGUGUCGGAGGCCAAUGCUGUUAAUGUGGGCAGCUGGAGGAGUUCGUUUAAUGUGGUUAUUACUGGCGCGAAUGGAUACACCAAGAUGUAA
Molecule: messenger RNA, 810 nt
Organism: Aureobasidium vineae
Lineage: Eukaryota; Fungi; Ascomycota; Dothideomycetes; Dothideales; Saccotheciaceae
Source: the annotation of a GenBank genome assembly